This is a messenger RNA of Limulus polyphemus (Atlantic horseshoe crab), 937 nucleotides long. It is a transcript of the gene mRpL11, whose product is annotated as 39S ribosomal protein L11, mitochondrial-like. NCBI's taxonomy places the organism in Eukaryota, Metazoa, Arthropoda, Merostomata, Xiphosura, Limulidae. The record is from RefSeq and is a predicted model, not a curated record. Gene Ontology annotation, molecular function: structural constituent of ribosome; large ribosomal subunit rRNA binding. Gene Ontology annotation, biological process: translation. The coding region runs from base 176 to 766 and encodes 196 amino acids. Gene Ontology annotation, cellular component: mitochondrial large ribosomal subunit; ribosome. The transcript has 4 exons.
UUUAGUGAGAUACGUUAGGUUUAGGGCUGGAGAUUCAUGUAAAAUAUUCAUAGGCAAAUUUUGCGAAAUAACUAUUUGAUGAGCAAAGGGUAAUAUAUAUUAAAUCAAAUAUAUAUAUUAUUUAAAAUUUAUCUAAAUCCAUUUAGUAACUAACCUCUCAGAACCGAGAAAGAAUAUGUCAAAAAACAUUAAGCGUUUGAAAUCUGCAAAGAAAAUGGUUGAGAAAGUGGUUCACGGAACGACACUUAAAACUUACAUCCAAGCUGGAAUGGCUGUGGCAGGACCACCACUGGGGCCUCAGCUUGGUCAGAGAGGAAUCAAUAUAGCCCAUUUCUGCAAAGACUUCAAUGAGAGAACAAAAGAUAUUAAAGAAGGAAUACCUUUACCAUGUAGGAUAACUGUGAACCCUGACCGUAGUUACAAUUUGGUCAUUCAUAAUCCACCAGUUAGUUACUUCCUGAAACAGGCAGCAGGCUGUGAGAGGGGAGCAAUGAAACCAUCUUUAGAGUUUGCUGGGAAAAUUACAGUCAAGCAUGUCUAUGAAAUAGCAAAAAUAAAGAGCCAGGAUCCUACCUAUGAUUGUGUUCCUCUUCAAGAGGUUUGUCAAGAUAUUAUUGACUCUGCAAAAUCAUGUGGAAUUGAAGUAGUUCAUCACUUAAAUGAGGAAGAUUAUGAAAAGUUUCUUGAAGAACGGAAGGAAAUAGUCAAGCAGCAGUUAGCAGAGUUAGAGGAGAAACGACAAGCUAAAAUGUUGAGGACGGUAUAGUAGAGUAGUUUAAAAUUUAUAUUAGCAACAUCAAAUCACUAAGAAAUAGGUGUUUAGUUUUUCAAAAUGUGUACAGAUACAUUGUUUAUUGUUUUUCAUAGUAAUAUUGAAUUGACAUAAAAAUUUUAGCUGUCAAUCCAUUUUGUCUUCUUAAUAAAGGUGGUCAUAAUA